AUGCUGUACAAAUUAAUGAUGCUCCUGUCUGAGUGUCAGAAGCCAGCAAGUGAAUUCCUGCAGGAUGUCAGAAGCACUUUGAGCAGGUGGGAGAAGGGGAAGUUCCAGCAGCCAGAGGAGAUUUCUCCUGAACUGGAAGAGCGAAUCAGUGAUUUCUCCCAGAAAACUAUUGCGUUCUUGGAGGCUCUGAGGAAGUUCAAAGCCACUCUGCCGUCUGCACUGGAGAGAAAAAGAGGGCAACCAGUAGGAGCACACAGACAAGCGAAUGUGACUCUGGAUCCAGACACGGCUCAUCCCCGACUCAUCCUGUCUAAGAAUCGGAAAAGUGUGAGAUGUGGAGACACACGGCAGGAUCUGCCCAACUACCCUGAGAGAUUUUACACUGAGCUCUGUGUGCUGGGCUGUGAGGGAUUCACCUCGGGGAGACAUUGCUGGGAGGUGGAGGUGGUGGAUGAGGGAUGCUGGGCUGUGGGGGUGGCCAGAGAGUCUGUGAGGAGGAAUGGAGAGAUCAGCCGUAGCCCUGAGGAGGGGAUCUGGGCUGUGGAGCAGAUCUGGUGUGAUCAGUUCCAGGCUCUCACUGACCCUAAGACCCCCCUGCCCCUGAGCCGGGCCCCCAGCAGGAUCCGGGUUUGUCUGGACUGUGACCGGGGGCAGGUGACAUUUAUCAAUGCUGGUGACGAGGCCCCGAUCUUCACUUUCCCGCCGGGCUCCGUCCCUGGGGAGAGAAUCCGACCCUGGCUCUGGGUGUGGCCGGGAUCCCAGCUCAGAUUGUGUCCCUGAGACACGCAGGGGAGGAGCGGGGGAAUAGCUCAUUGGGAGCCCUGAGAUUAGCCUCUCUAGCUUCACACAUCCUUGUCUCUCUGACCUCACCCUGUGGAGUUUCUAUCAUACCGUCUCUAUGACCCUGGAGGUUGCUUCCGGUCUCAACUCUGCACUGUCUGGACCAGGGCAAACUUUUUGUUCCGAGGGCCACACUAGGGUUGCAAAACUGUAUGGAGGGCUGGGUAGGGAAAGCUUUGCCUCCCCAAACAGCCUGGCCCCGCCCCCUAUCUGACCACUUCCCACCCCCUGACUGCCUCGCCCAAACCCCUGACCCACCCAACACCCCUGCUCCCUGUCCCCUCACUGCCUCGACCCCUAUCCACACCCCUUUCCCCUGACAGGCCCCCCCGGGACUCCCAUGCCCUUUCCACCCAACCCGUUCCCCGUCGCCUGACUGAUCCGCCCCAGAACCUCCGCCCCAUCCAACUGCUCCUUGUCUCCUGUCUGCUCCGACCCAUAUCCACAUGCCCACCCUAACCGCCCCCCAGUGCCAGAGUGAGUGAAGAACCCACCGCCGAAGACCCGGUAGGGAACCGCCUGGUGAGUACAUCCACCCCCAUCUGACCCUCACCCAUGUCCUGCCCCCGACUGCCCCCCUCAGAAACAGCAACUCAUCAACCCCCCCCGCUCCUUGUCCCCUGACCACUCCUUCCCAAAACCCCCAACCCUAACUGCCCCCCAGAACCCCACCCCUACCCAACUCGCCCUGCUCCCUGUCCCCUGACUGCCCCGACCCCAUCCACCACCACCCCGACAGACCCCUGGAACUUUCAUGCCUACCCAACCCCGCUUUCCCCAUCCCCUGACCACCCCCCAAGAACCUCGGCCCCAUCCAACCCGCCCCACCUGCUACCUGUCCCCAGGACUCCCUGCCCCUGCCUUAUCCAACCCCACCUGGCCCCGGCCUCUUACCAUGCUGCUUACUCCCGCUGGAGCUGCGCCGGGGCCGAGGCCUGGCCGGAGCCACACCACCUGGCCGGAGCCGUACUGCCCGACCAGAGCUGGGGCAGGGCUGGAGCCAUGGUGCCCGGCCGGGGCCGGGGCCGUGCCGUGGGGCCAAGGCCGGGGCCUAGGCCAGAGCCACGCCACCCAGCCAGAGCCAGGCUGGACCCGCGCGGCCUGGCCGGGGCCAGGGCUGGGCUGGAGCUGCACCGCUCCGCUGGGGCCGUGGCCAGGGCUGAGGCCAUGCUGCGAGGCCGCACUGGGCUGGAGCUGCGCUGCGGGGCCGAGGCCAGGCCCCGGGGUCGGGCCAGAGCCGGGCCACUCCUCGCGCCCCCGCAUCCCAGCUCACGUGCUGGAAGUCGCUGCUUCCUUCUCAGCCGUUCCAGGCUUCCCGCACGAACAGCUGAUUCGCAGGAAGCAGGGGAGGGGGAGGAGAAGCUGGGGGGAGUGUUCAGGGGAGGAGGCAGAACAAGGUGAGCUG
Mauremys mutica (yellowpond turtle) is the source of this 2245-nucleotide messenger RNA. Its product is annotated as tripartite motif-containing protein 15-like. The record is from RefSeq and is a predicted model, not a curated record. The transcript is spliced from 6 exons. Gene Ontology annotation, molecular function: protein binding. NCBI's taxonomy places the organism in Eukaryota, Metazoa, Chordata, Testudines, Geoemydidae. The coding region runs from base 1 to 780 and encodes 259 amino acids.